AUGUCUAUUUUACAUAGGAAUUAUUGGUGCUAUCUUAUUUUAUAAAUAUUUCUAGCUCUUUCUCAAAACAAAAUUCCAUUAGAAAUAGAUCAAAAUAUGAAGCAAUGUAUUAUGGGAUAAAUGACAAUUAUAAUAUCUGGAAAUUUUAAUAUAAUUCCAUUUAAUUAAUAAAGAAGCUUAUUUUUAUUUCUUUUAUUAUUUUUUUGUAAUAAAAUGUAUUUAAUUAAGCAAUUGGAAUAUCAUUCCUUUAAUCAUUAUUUUUAAUUCACUUUUCUCAACAAGCCAUUAAGUAAUUAAUUUGAAUACAUGAAAAUUUUAAUCGCUGAAUCAUUAAUAGCUUUUAAUUCAAUUUCAAUUUCACUUUAUCUUUACUAAGUUGAAUUGACUUGA
Messenger RNA from Paramecium primaurelia, 390 nucleotides. The record is from the annotation of a GenBank genome assembly. NCBI's taxonomy places the organism in Eukaryota, Ciliophora, Oligohymenophorea, Peniculida, Parameciidae.